Molecule: messenger RNA, 1440 nt
Organism: Ogataea parapolymorpha DL-1
Lineage: Eukaryota; Fungi; Ascomycota; Pichiomycetes; Pichiales; Pichiaceae
Product: Serine/threonine protein kinase
Exons: 1
Coding region: 1-1440 (479 amino acids)
Biological process (GO): neuron projection morphogenesis; regulation of MAPK cascade; protein phosphorylation
Cellular component (GO): cytoplasm
Molecular function (GO): ATP binding; protein serine/threonine kinase activity
Source: RefSeq, a predicted model, not a curated record
AUGGAUGAGGGAGCCGACCAUGCUUUUGAUUUUGAUCAACAUGACCCAAUGAACCUUGUGCGUUUGGGCGAAUGUAUUGGCAGGGGUAACUUUGGAGAUGUUUACAAGGGAGAACUCGUGAAGACCUCACAAGUGGUUGCAGUUAAAAUUAUUGACCUUGAGAAGUCAGAGGACGACAUUCCUGUUUUGAUCCAGGAAAUCAAAUUUCUGAAAGGACUCAAGUCUCCGUAUAUCACGAAUUGCUAUGAGACGUAUAUUAAAGAUGUGACUAUGUGGAUUGUUAUGGAGUAUUGUGGCGCUGGAUCCUGUGCUGACUUUCUCAAAUGUUUCAAAAAAUUAGACGAGAGGGUUGUUGCCUUCAUCUUGCGAGAUACCGUUCGAGGUUUGGAGUACCUUCAUUCAAUGAAUAAAGUGCAUAGAGACGUGAAGGCAGCAAAUAUCUUGGUCACAGAUCACGGACAAAUCAAACUGGCGGAUUUUGGUGUGAGCGGACAGCUCACAGAGACUAUGAACAAGAAGGAGACGUUUGUGGGCACCCCAUUUUGGAUGGCUCCUGAGAUAAUAUUAAGACGUGAUGGCUAUAAUGAAAAAGUCGACAUUUGGUCUUUAGGUAUCACGGCUAUCGAGCUGGUAACUGGAUUCCCUCCCUAUUCUAAUGAAGAGCCAAUGCGGGCAAUAUUUGAGAUUCCUGAUCGUCCGGCACCUAUUUUAACAGGGGAUCAGUACAGUGUUUAUUUGAAACAGUUUGUGAAAGACUGUUUAAACAAAGAGCCAAGCCGAAGACCAUCGGCCAAAGCUCUGUUGAAAACAAAGUUUCUCUACAAGUUCAAGAGCAGAUAUAGUCCCAUGCUACCUCUAAUCACUGAGAAGAAAUCUAAGAUGCAGAGAUUCAAGAAAAAACCCAAAUUCUCGUUAAAUUUUGAAGAGAAGCGUAGUGGCCAAGACAUCCACUGGGACUUUGAUCCAACGGUCAAAUUGACCUCUCUGCAAAUCAGCCAUGGCAACCAUUCGUCGCCUUCUGUUGGGUCGUCAGGCGGUAUGGAUGAAAAUGAAAUGCAUAGUGAUCACGAAAAUAGCAUACUGAGACCGGAUACCGCUGUCACCCCUUCUACUUCACCAUUAUACAACCAGCGGUCUGAGCAUACAAGGACAUCUAAACCACCGACUUCAGGACAACGGGCCAGCAACAGCACUUCUUACCCAGCCAUGAAUUCCAGGGAAUCUGUUUCUGUCAAAGAAAACGUUGACCCCCGAGGCCAGUAUUUCUACAAUAAUUUGAUCCGCGAUUCGUUUGAUAGCAUCAGUCAUCAAUCACAAUCCCAGCGUUUCAGAAAAAAUCUCGAGCAAUUGAAAACUGUCAUGUACGAGAUGGAAAUGCGUAAUCCAGGGUUCUGUGAAUUGUUGUGUCACAAAAUCUUUAAUAGCAUGCUUCAAAGUUGA